AUGCUAGGAAAACAAGCUUGGCGAUUUUUAACCAGACCUCAGUCACUGGUAACAAGAGUAUACAAAGCUAGAUAUUUCCCCAAAACAUCUUUUGUUGAUGCUACACUGGGUGGUAAUCCAAGUUUCUGUUGGAGGAUCAUCAUGGCUGCCCAUGAGCUUAUUUGCAGUGGUGUAAGGAGAAGGAUUGGUGAUGGGAAAUCUACUCUAAUAUGGGGUCACCCUUGGUUACCUAAUGACCCAUCACCAAUGGUUCAGACUCCCAUGCCAGUUGCACUCAAUGGCUCUCUGGUUUCUGGGCUGAUUGAUCCUAAUUCUGGUUCAUGGGAUCUUUCAAUCCUGCAGGAUGUUUUUAGUGCACCCGAUAUUGAGCGUAUUAUGUCAGUACCAGUUAGCCCACAUCACAAGGAUUCUUGGUUUUGGUUGGGAGACCCAAAAGGGUGUUAUUCGGUAAAAGAAGGUUAUCGACGUGUUAUGGGGGAUUAUGAAUUUAGCCCUGGAGCUUAUGAUAAAUGGCUACAUUUGUGGAAGAUUAAAUGCCCUGCUAAAUGGAAGAUUUUUGUAUGGAGAAGCUUUAUCUAA
Molecule: messenger RNA, 579 nt
Organism: Ipomoea triloba (trilobed morning glory)
Lineage: Eukaryota; Viridiplantae; Streptophyta; Magnoliopsida; Solanales; Convolvulaceae
Exons: 1
Coding region: 1-579 (192 amino acids)
Source: RefSeq, a predicted model, not a curated record